Messenger RNA from Drosophila innubila, 1217 nucleotides. RefSeq names its product angiopoietin-related protein 7-like. The transcript has 3 exons. The coding region runs from base 12 to 1079 and encodes 355 amino acids. Lineage: Eukaryota; Metazoa; Arthropoda; Insecta; Diptera; Drosophilidae. The record is from RefSeq and is a predicted model, not a curated record.
UUGCCUGUAAAAUGAAAAUUUGUGUUUCAGUUUUCAUUAUUGUAGCUGGAGUGUUUGCAGUAAUCAGUGCGGAUUCUCUGUCUUUUUGUCAAGAUUCAAAAAGAACGGAAUCGGAUUGUGCUUCUUAUUGCUAUGCAGCCGUUAAACCUUUGCUACAAAUGGCACCUCUGUGUCAUAGCAAGGAUCAGGAGAUAUCCGAGCUCAAGGAUAAAUUGGCCGAGCUGCAGAUAAAAGUGGCAGUUUAUGAAGAACGCAACUCUCAGUGUAAGAUAUCCGAGGAAGCACUCAGAAAUCAGAUAGAAUCAGCUGAAAGUACUCAACCUAAAAGGCAUUUCACACCAGUUUUAAAUAACCCGGAGAAUGAGAAUGCGCCGUCGAAUAAUACACAUGAAAUUAAAGUUAAGGUGCCUAAAUCAAGAAUCAUUGAGAAACAUCCGGAUGUUGAAUAUGAGUAUCCCAGCAAUUGUUUAGAUGUUGAGUUAGGUGUCGUGAUCCGUAGAGUUAAAGUAGAUGGCAUUGGACCCUUCCGUGCUGUCUGCUAUGAUGCUGGUUGGAUGAUGAUUCAGAGGCGAAGAGAUCAACGGACUAGCUUCCAGCAGAACUGGGCUGGCUAUCGGGCGGGUUUUGGGGAUCUGCAGAGCAGCUUUUUCAUUGGCCUGGAGAAACUAUAUCGCCUGACAAACUCACAGCCCCAUGAGCUCUACAUUGAGCUGGAGGCUUACGAUGGUCGCUCUACUCAAGCCCAUUACGACAACUUCCGUGUAGGCAGCGAGGAGGAGGGAUACAAAUUAAUUGAGCUGGGCGAGUAUCUAGGAGAGGCAGGGGAUGCCGGGGACGGCUUACGGCUCAACGUCAAUGCCAAGUUCUCCACAUACGAUAGGGAUAAUGACAAUAUAGCUAAUGGAAAUUGCGUUAAGAUUUAUGAAAGUGGUUGGUGGCACAACAAUUGUACAGAGAGCAAUCUUAAUGGAGUGUAUUUUAACGAGUUCAAUUCAUGGGAUAGACGGAGCAUUUGGUGGGGUCCUUGGAUGGACCGUUAUUCCUUGAAGUCGGUGGCAAUGUAUAUCAGGCCAAAGUGAAUCGAAUUAUUUAUAAGUUUCGGUUUGAUAUUUAUUAAAUCCAUUAAAGAAACAUUUGGUCUUCUUAUCUUUAAUAUACUGCUAUAAAUACUUUUAUUUGAAUAAUUUCCUGAAAUAAAACAAUUGUUCGCAUACUAA